Callithrix jacchus (white-tufted-ear marmoset) is the source of this 3955-nucleotide messenger RNA. It is a transcript of the gene PFDN4, whose product is annotated as prefoldin subunit 4. NCBI's taxonomy places the organism in Eukaryota, Metazoa, Chordata, Mammalia, Primates, Cebidae. Gene Ontology annotation, cellular component: cytoplasm; prefoldin complex. The record is from RefSeq and is a predicted model, not a curated record. Gene Ontology annotation, biological process: protein folding.
AUGAAGAAGGCGGUGAGUGGGGCGCUCGGGGCGCUGGAUGUUUGGGCGGCGCCGAAGCUCAGCAGUCGGGGCUCGGACGCGGCAUGUUGGGGGUGCUCAGCUCCGAAGCCUGGCGUGGGGCCCAAGGCCGAGGCCGAGGCCCUGAGAUCAGCCCCGCGGCGAGGCCUGCCUGCUGGCUCCCUGAGCAUUUUCCUAGGCACCUGGCCGGCCGAGGCGGGGCUCCGGGGCUAGGGCCGGGAGCCUUGGAGGGCGCAGGGUCUCCUUCCCCGGUGCCGAAGAUGCCCCCGGGGAGUCUGAGGAACCUGCAGCCCCAGCCUCGCCCCUGGGGUGUGGGAAGCUGAAUGUCCCGUUGAGUGUGGUUGGCCUUGACUCGGGCGCUGCAUCGGGAUUAUCACAUUAGCCUUACGGGUCAUGGGUAGCUACUGCUAGGACCGUGUUUAUGAGUGAGGAAACUGAGGCCCAGAGAUGCGGAGUAACCUGCGCCAGGUUACGCAGCUCGUAAGUGGGAGAACAGGUUCCUGCAACCCCGAGCUGACUUGUAUCCAUCCUCGAUGCCCCUGCCUCCUCCAGGCUAAAACCAGUAUUUAUUGAGGAUGGACGAUGUGCCGGGCCCAGCAGCUGGCCGUUUAUCUGUAUCCUUCCCGCAACUCAGCAGGUGUAUGGGUUCCUCUCCACUUUGCAAGUAGAGAAACUUAGGCACAGAGCAGUUAGGGCCCCCAGAGUGACUCAGCUAGUAAGAAGCAGAGCUGGAGUUCAAACUCAGGUUUGGUUUUGUUUUACCACACCUAGGUAAACACUAAGCAGGCUAAACUUCCAUGUGGGGUUUAUAAUUCCUUGAAUCUUCCCAGAUGUGUAAAGAUGGCUAGAGAGAAUAAAAAGAAAAUUGGAGAGGGGGACGGAAAUAGGCUGUUAAUUUGGGGAUCUUUACAGUUUGCUAGGUACAGCUGUAAGGUUUUUUUUUUUUUUUUUUUGCAUGUAUAGUUUAUCUUAUGCACUUUUGGGGGAGAUACUGUUUUUAUCCUUAUUUAACAAAUGAGAAAACAGGCACGGAGGCAAAGCUAGCAUGUAAACCACAGGCAUUCUGACUCUGUUUUUUGACUGCUGUAAGGGAUCUUCGAUGAGAAUCCCUUGGCUGGACGGAUUUGCGUUCAUUCCACUUUUAAGACCACAUUAGAACUUUCUUUGCCUUGCCCCUAUCCAGUACCACAUAGUCUGUGCCAUCCGUGCCUGGUAUACGGUGACCCACUGAACCCUUUUAUCUGAAAUUGAGGGACGGCCUAAACUGGGAAAACCCCAGUCAACUCAGGAUGAGUUACUCACCUUACUAUUCUGCCACCCAGAAAAUCUUACUGAGUACCAGAGUAGGGUCCACGGCCAUGGUGAUUCAAAAAAGCGUGAAACUUUGUGAGAUUUCUCUUUGUGAGAAACUUUAUUUGUUAAAUUGGGCCCGCUGGUGUUAGAUAUGGCCUCUGAUUUCUUGGAAGAUACUAGUUGUGGUUCACGCGGUUUUAUAGGUGUGGAAACUGAAGUGCAGAGAAGUGAAGUAAAUGGUACAAGAGGAAAUGGCAGAAGAAUGAUUUGAAGCCCGGAUUUUGAUUGCAAAAUUUUUAAUUACCAACCUUUUCUUUACCCCUUUCAUUGAUUCAGUAGAAUUUUUUUGAGCAUAUAACAUGGAUGGUGUAGUCUCAGUUUUAAGUGGAGACAACUAUGGAUCGACCAGUGAGGAAGUUCUUCUCCCCUUAUUCUCAUUGUACCGAAGAAUGUAUGUUCCAGGGGAGAGGCAGGCAUUACUCAAAUCACACAGAAAAUUUUCUCUGAUGAGAACUGUGAAGGAAAAGUAUUUAACGAACUGAGGGCCAAAGUGAGGUCUGUUUUGAGAUCAGAGAAGGCUUUCCGGGAAAGAGUCAUUUAAGUUGAGAUCUGUGAGAUUAUGUAAGGAAAGGAAGGGAAAGUUGGUUAGGGAGUGAGGCAUUCUAGAGAGGGAGAUUCUCGUGCAAAGACUCUGAGCAUGCAUUUAAUACAAGGAAGGCCAGAUGGCAGAUAAUCAGGGGAAAAGUGUUUGAGCCAUGAUGGGAAAUGAACUUAUAGAGGGGUAGGUGGUGGCCAAAAUAUAAAGGAUCUUCUGUAUCUUUGGAGCCUUUGAGAGUCAUAUGAUGGAUGCAGUGUCCUGUAGAUGUUUCCAUUGUUUAUGAACAAUUCCUGAUAGAUUAGCUUACAUGUAUACUUUGCCCCUUUGCCCUCACUAGGAAAAAACACACAUGUAUGCCAGUGAGUGAGAGUGAAGCAGAGAGAGAUAGCCCUUUGAGUUUAAUUAAAAGUAAAUCAUGUACAAUCCGGAGUACUUAUAUUUGUAACACAUUGUACCUCUCAACUGGUCAUGACUUUGCGGGGGGGAGUGUUUAGAUGAGAUGAUUCAGUCCUCUCAUCUCUAAAGUUCUGCCUUCUAAGAUCUAGUUCUUGAGUAUAAGGUGAUCUGUACUUUUAUGAUUUCUGUUCAUUAUCCUACAUGCAAAUAUUCCUCAGAGAGGCUACCUUUGACCUUUAUCUAAAGAAGCCUCCUUCCCGCCCCAGGCUCCAAGAACUUUCUACUACUAAGCUGUUUUAUUUGUCACUAUUGGACACUAUCUUGUUCAUCUUGGUUUUUGCUGUCUUCCUCCACCAGGACGUAUGCUUACCAUUUGUGUUCAUGAAGGUGGGGUAGUGGCUCUCUUGUCAGUGCAUGGCAUGUAGGAAACAAUAUUGUUAAAUGAGCGACUCCAUGGAUGAAAGGUGCAAAAGUUUAUAUCAUACAGACUUGGUAGAUAUGUUUUUAAAAGUAAAAAUACAAGACUGAAAUUGACCAGAAUUGAUUUCUAGGGACCCAGCUGUCAGUUCAGACUCCAAGUAAUACCUAGACUUGGCAUGGGGCAUUACUGAGUAUGGUUCAGUUUUCAAAUCCUCUAAUACCAGAAGAUAUUUAUUCUCAAGAAAAAGGUCGGCCGCGGUGGCUCACGCCUAUAAUCCCAGCACUUUUGGAGGCCGAGGCGGGUGGAUCAAGAGGUCAAGAGAUCGAAACCAUCCUGAUCAACAAGGCUGCAGAAGAUGUCAAUGUUACUUUCGAAGAUCAACAAAAGAUAAACAAAUUUGCACGGAAUACAAGUAGAAUCACAGAGCUAAAGGAGGAAAUAGAAGUAAAAAAGAAACAACUGCAAAACCUAGAAGAUGCUUGUGAUGACAUCAUGCUUGCAGAUGAUGACUGCUUAAUGAUACCUUAUCAGAUUGGUGAUGUUUUCAUUAGCCAUUCUCAAGAAGAAACACAAGAAAUGUUAGAAGAAGCAAAGAAAAAUUUGCAAGAAGAAAUUGACGCCUUAGAAUCCAGAGUGGAAUCAAUUCAGCGGGUGUUAGCAGAUUUGAAAGUUCAGUUGUAUGCAAAAUUUGGGAGCAACAUAAACCUUGAAGCCGAUGAAAGUUAAACAUUUUAUAAUACUUUUUUUAUUUGUUUAAUAAACUUGAAUAUUGUUUAAAAUGAUAAUUUCCCUUCUUCAAAUGACAUGGAAAGCAAAACUUUCUUUUUUAAAAAAUUUUCAUUUAUUUAAUGGAAACUUGCCUAUUUUCACAUGUCUUGCUUAUUUAUUUUAUAUUUUUAAAAGAAGACAGUAUUCAGCUAUGUAUUUUACAUAACGAUUAUAUCAAGUCUAGGGGCUUUAUGUCAUGUUAUUAAAAUCAGUUAAGCAAUCUUUUAUGUUUCUAUAUUAUUUAGAAUAUUUGUUGUUGCAAUUUUCACAUAAGAAAAUUUAACAGUUGUGUCAUGUUGUUUCUAUGUAUGAUUUUAAUUGCUGUCUAAUGACUGGGAAAGCAUAACUAAAAGAUGUACAAUCCUGCAUCCUUCCUUAUUUCACAACUAAAGCUUUGUCAGAGACUUCAAAGUAUAUAUGUAUAUAUUUUAUUUAAAUACAUGUUACGUAUUAUAUUUAAA